AUUUUUACUGUCUGCAUCACAAAUCAAUCGUAUUGUUAUUUCAUAAAAUCUUGUUUUUUUUCCCGUUCUCUAAUUCCUCAAUCUUCGUUCGUUCGUCAUCCCAAGAAAACACAGCGAAGAGGGUGAACCCCUGUAAUUCUUGAUUGCCAAACGUUGAUGAUGGUGCCAAAUUUUAGCGGGUGUUAAAGAAUUAGGGUUCGCAGAUUGAUAAUGUAGCUUUUAUUGCAAUUACGAUUAGGGUUUGUUCGUUUUAUUGUUUAUGUAAUUCGGAAUCUUCAUUUUUUGGUGCAUGGGAUGAUAAUCGGCUAUUGAUUUGGCGAAUUUUGUGGAAAUUGUUAAGUUGGGUAACUUUUCUUGGACCCUAAUUAAGGUCUGGUUACGUAUAUAUAGAUCUGAGUGGGGAUUGAAAGUUAAUUUGAAGAAACAAUUAUGGAUCAUAUUGUUGGUGGAAAGUUUAAGCUUGGUAGGAAAAUUGGCAGUGGAUCCUUUGGUGAACUUUUUUUAGGUGUUAAUAUUCAAACCGGCGAAGAAGUAGCUGUUAAACUGGAAUCUGUCAAGACAAGGCAUCCACAACUUCAUUAUGAAUCAAAAAUAUAUAGGCUUCUCCAAGGAGGAACGGGAGUACCAAACCUGAAAUGGUUUGGUGUUGAGGGCGAAUACAACAUCAUGGUUAUUGACCUUCUUGGACCAAGUCUUGAAGACCUUUUCAACUAUUGUAAUAGAAAAUUUUCCUUGAAAACUGUCCUAAUGCUUGCAGAUCAACUAUUAAAUAGAGUUGAAUACAUGCAUGCAAGAGGUUUCCUUCAUCGUGACCUAAAGCCUGACAAUUUUCUUAUGGGCCUUGGUCGUAAAGCCAAUCAGGUGUACGCGAUUGAUUUUGGACUCGCGAAAAAAUAUAGGGAUCUUCAAACUCAUAAACACAUACCGUACAGGGAAAACAAGAAUCUCACGGGUACAGCUCGCUAUGCAAGUGUCAACACACACCUUGGAGUUGAACAAAGUAGGCGGGAUGAUUUGGAAUCUCUUGGUUACGUUCUUAUGUAUUUUAUAAGAGGAAGCCUUCCAUGGCAAGGACUGAAAGCGGGAAACAAGAAGCAGAAAUAUGACAAGAUUAGUGAAAAGAAAAUGUUGACUCCAAUUGAGGUACUAUGCAAAUCAUAUCCAUCGGAGUUUAUAUCAUACUUUCACUAUUGUCGAUCAUUGAGAUUCGAGGAUAAACCAGACUAUUCAUACCUCAAGAGGCUUUUCAGAGACUUAUUUAUUCGUGAAGGCUAUCAGUUUGACUAUGUCUUUGAUUGGACAGUAUUGAAGUAUCCUCAAAUCAGUGCCAGCUCCAGAGCACGGCUUCCGGGUGACACGGGGUUAAAUGCUGGAACAUCAAUGGAAAAGCAGGGAAGAACGUCGGCCGGUCAAGAUUCCCGUGCACUAGAAGCAUUCCCAAGAAGAAAUAUAGCAACCGGCGGCCGCUACGACUUUUCAAGACACCGGACUCCCGAUGAUAUGACUUCCUCAAAGGAUGUGCAACCUGAUUCAGACAAAUUGCGGUCAUCUCGAAACGGGAGCUCGUCAAAAUUUGCUGCAGCCUCAGGCACAAGACCAAGUUCAUCGGGCGAACAAACACCAACUGAAGGGCAAUCAUCAAGCCGUAUCAUGUCAAGUGUUGGGGGACGCACGUCUACUACUCAAAGAGCAUCAUUUGGUUUAGGUUAUGAUGCCAAGUCAUCGGGCUUUUCUCGUCCAGCUAAAGGUGGUCGUGAAGAUCCGCUCAGGAGCUUUGAGUUCCUUCAAAUCAGGAAGUGAAAGGUAAAAGAUUACCGUUAUUGUAAAAAAAAAAAACAGGAGGAUUUCUGUUUUUCGGUUUUCUACUUUUGUAUUUUUAGGAGAUUUGAUUUGGAUGGGUCUGUGUAUUUGUAAUGGUUAUAAACACUAAGGUUAUACUUGAAUGCUAUGGUGUCGGUGGUUAUUUCUUCCAUUAUUUUGCUUGUUGUGAUU
Lactuca virosa is the source of this 1992-nucleotide messenger RNA. The record is from the annotation of a GenBank genome assembly. NCBI's taxonomy places the organism in Eukaryota, Viridiplantae, Streptophyta, Magnoliopsida, Asterales, Asteraceae.